AUGAUGGCUGCUUUUGUUAGAGUCUCGGGACCACCUAAUAGUAAUUUUCUCGUUGGGUACCCUGGGAUAUCAGCAACAUUGCCUCGUAUUGAAGGCAGAGUAGAAAUCCGACCUCUGACCGGAAUCUCAGCGCCAGUUGCAAUCUCUCUGGUACGCAUAUGCCUACUUCGGCGUGAAACCAUCCAUCCCUCGGCCGAGUCGAUCGCCAAGAAGCAUCUUGGCGCACCACGAAAAGAAAUUUCUGACUUGGUCGGAAAAGAGUUGCUGUUAUUUCGUUGCUCCACAGGAAAGGAAUAUGAAAGUGUUGUGUUAAUGGACUUACCUUUCGUACUCUUCAUCCCGUUUGGUCGCGAAGGUCAAGAAGUUAACCGACGGAUACCGCCAGCAUCGCUACAACUCCCGAGUCGAACAGCGGAGACCUUUUUUGAGUUGGUUGUCACUGUUCAGCAGGGCCAGGAGCUCAAGAAAUUUGCCUUCCCCGUCCCAAUCCAGAGAUAUGAUACUCUAUCAACCUUUGGAAUGUAUAAUCGGCCCGAAUCUGCGGAGAGGACAACUGACCAUCUAGUCACUCUGGGAAUGUCUUUGCCACGAUGCUCGUAUGGCCCUCUAGAUUUGGUUAGCGUGUAUGUUAAGCUUUCACCUAAUCCAGAUUGGUUAAAUAAAGCCAAAAAGAUCAUGAUUCAAAAAAUUACUGUAGUAAUUGAGGAAGAGAUCACAUUCAACCCUGAAGGUGACGAACCAAACAAGAAAGUCAAGGAAAUAGCCAAGCACAAUCAGCCAGUCAAUAUACGCCUCCCUGAAAAUGGUUACGUAACGAAUUUAGGGCUUGUCUUUCCUUCAAAAGACCCCCGUAACCCAGUUGACGGCUUCACCCGGCGUGGGAAGGCUGCAUUUCCGAUGCAUCUAGUCACAAGUUUCACAACAACAAGUACCCUUUACAAAAUUGAUUUUUUCCUACGAAUCAAGGCUCACCUAUAUGGGGCCAAAGAUAUUACUCUACGACAUCCCAUCAUUGUCUGUCCUCUCGAUCAUCAAGAUUGUCGCGAAGAGAUGGAUGCCAUCGAGCAGGCCGCCAAAGAUGCUGCCAUGAUUGAUCCACAUAACCCAAUGUUGCCAGCCCCCACCAUCAUCAAGGCCAGUGAUCCUAAUGCCUUACGGGCUCUUGGACUUGCAAUAGUUGGAGGCCUUCACAAAAUGUUGAUAAACUGA
Messenger RNA from Blumeria graminis f. sp. triticale, 1209 nucleotides. The record is from the annotation of a GenBank genome assembly. NCBI's taxonomy places the organism in Eukaryota, Fungi, Ascomycota, Leotiomycetes, Helotiales, Erysiphaceae.